AUGUCGGGCCUUGGACAUGGAGGAUUCGGAGCAAGGAAAAAAACCUUAGUGUUAGAUUUGGACGAGACAUUGAUACAUUCCACAUCCAGAGGAUCACGCUCUCAAGGAUACAUGGUCGAAGUAUUGGUUGAUCGACAUGCAUGUCUAUAUUAUGUCUAUAAACGACCUCAUGUGGACUACUUUCUGAAGAAGGUGUCUGAAUGGUACAAGCUGGUGAUUUUUACAGCUUCCAUGGCAGAAUAUGCAGAUCCUGUCAUCGAUUGGUUGGAUCAGAACCGCACCCUGUUUGAAAAACGGUAUUUUCGCCAGGCUUGUUUCUUCCGUAAUGGUAGUUACUUGAAGGACCUUACGGUAGUAGAACAGGAUUUGUCCUCUGUCUGUCUACUUGAUAAUUCACCUGUAUCAUAUUCACUCAAUAAAGAAAAUGGUAUCCCUAUCGACAGUUGGAUCGAUGACCCGAACGAUGAGGCCCUGUUGGACCUACUUCCGUUCCUUGAUGCUCUUCGAUUCACAGAAGAUGUGCGGUCUAUCUUAUCUUUGAGAACCAUUUAA
Lobosporangium transversale is the source of this 552-nucleotide messenger RNA. RefSeq names its product NLI interacting factor. Bases 1 to 552 code for a protein of 183 amino acids. The record is from RefSeq and is a predicted model, not a curated record. The transcript has 4 exons. Gene Ontology annotation, molecular function: protein serine/threonine phosphatase activity. NCBI's taxonomy places the organism in Eukaryota, Fungi, Mortierellomycota, Mortierellomycetes, Mortierellales, Mortierellaceae.